This is a messenger RNA of Cotesia glomerata, 1496 nucleotides long. RefSeq names its product nuclear migration protein nudC (gene nudC). Bases 89 to 1129 code for a protein of 346 amino acids. Gene Ontology annotation, biological process: protein folding. The record is from RefSeq and is a predicted model, not a curated record. The transcript has 7 exons. Gene Ontology annotation, cellular component: cytoplasm. Lineage: Eukaryota; Metazoa; Arthropoda; Insecta; Hymenoptera; Braconidae.
GUUAUUUCAAAGACGUCGGUCAAUGUGACUUGUGUUAUUGAUACUCGUGGAGAUAAAUAAUAAUCAAAGUAAAUAAAUAGAUAUUAAAAUGUCAAGGGAGGAAAAAUUCGAUGGGAUGCUGAUGGCCAUGGCCCAGCAGCACGAAGGAGGAGUCCAGGAUCUAUUGGACACUAUCUUCAAUUUCCUUGCUCGUAAAACGGACUUUUACACUGGUGGUGGCGAAGGAGCAGCUGAGAAGCUGGUAAAUAGUAAAUUCAAAAAGCAUCAAGCUACAGCUAUCGCCAAGCACAACAAAGAAAAAGCAGAACGUGCUAAACAGGAGCAAAAACGCCAGGAAAACGUAGAAAAGAAGCGCAAAGAAGAACAAGAAGCCGCGAAGAUGAUGUUGGAUGAUGAUAGUCCUUGCAAAAUUGAAGAGGUAACUGAUGAAAUGGCGGAUAAGUUGGAAGAAGAAUGGACUAACAAGUCUGAGUCCAGUGCAUCAGUUCCUGGUACCAGUUCCUCGCCGGUAAACGGCCAGACCGAAGCAGCGGCUGAAAAGAAGAAACCAGAGGAAGCGAAGACAAAGGAAGACGAUGAUGAAGAAGACGAGGUUGAGAAAGGCAAGCUGAAGCCCAACAGUGGAAACGGAGCCGACAUGCCCAAUUACAGAUGGACACAGACGCUUCAGGAGGUCGAAGUAAGAGUGCCACUUAAGGUCAGCUUUGUCGCCAGGCCCAAAGAUGUCAAAGUCGUAAUUACUAAAAAACAUCUUACCUGCGGUAUUAAAGGUCAUCCACCAAUUAUAGACGGCGAUUUUCCGCAUGAAGUUAAGCUUGAGGAUUCCACUUGGGUUAUUGAGGAUGGCAAAACUUUGCUCAUAAACUUGGAAAAGGUCAAUAAAAUGCAGUGGUGGUCACAUAUUGUCACAUCAGAUCCGGAAAUAAGUACCAAGAAGGUAAAUCCAGAGCCGAGCAAACUCUCGGAUCUUGAUGGAGAGACUCGCGGUCUUGUUGAGAAGAUGAUGUACGAUCAGCGGCAAAAGGAGCUUGGAUUGCCGACAUCUGACGAACAGAAGAAGCAAGAUGUCAUUAAAAAGUUUAUGCAACAGCAUCCAGAGAUGGACUUUUCAAAAUGUAAAUUCAAUUGAGCUGCACGUUAUUUAUUUUAAAUACUUUUUUUUUUUUUUUAAUUUCAAUAUACCGUGCGUCGUUUCGUUUUGAUUAAUUUUUUAUCCUUCAAAUUUAAAAUUCAUUUAUCAUAAGUUUAAUCUUGGUUUUUAAAUAAUAUAUAGAAUUAAGUCGCAGAUAUUUUUAUUCCGUUCAGCUAAUUGUAAGCAUCUAGGUCAUUAAUUAUUAAUUUUUUUUUUAUUUUCUUUAAAUUCUUUUUGUAUGUCACAAUUUUGACCUAAUACAUAUGUCACACUUAACGACGCUGUCACUGUGAAUUUUGAAUAAAAUAAAAUAAAAUAAAAUGAAUAAUAAAUACCAUGGACGAUGGAGCUAUUGAUUAAGAAA